CAUUACUAUCAUCCUUGCAGUUCAGAAUGACCGAAGAAGCAUGCCGGACACGGAGUCAGAAACGAGCGCUUGAACAGGACCCAGCGGAGGAUGAUGUGGAGAGCAAGAAAAUAAAAAUGGAGAGAGGAUUGUUGGCUUCAGAUUUAAACACGGAUGGAGAUAUGAGAGUGACACCUGAGCCAGGAGGAGGCCCAGCCCAAGUGUUGCUGAAGGGGACAGAGGUGACAGCCAUGGGCAGAGGUGAAGGGCCAGCAGGUGACGGGCCUGUGGACAUGCGCACCUCACACAGUGACAUGACGGCCGAGAGGAGAGCGCCCUCUCCUGACGUGAUCGUGCUGUCUGACAAUGAGCAGCCUGUGAGCCCGAGGGUGAAUGGGCUUCCGAAGGAGGCUUUGCAGGAGACCAGCACCGAGGCCCUCAUGAAAAGCAGUCCUGAAGAACGGGAAAGGAUGAUUAAGCAACUGAAAGAAGAGUUACGAUUAGAAGAAGCAAAACUUGUUUUAUUGAAAAAGUUGCGGCAGAGUCAGAUCCAAAAGGAAACCACCACCCAGAAGCCCGCAGGCUCCGCUGGGAGCACUGUGACCACCCCUCCCCCGCUUGUGCGGGGCACCCAGAACAUUCCUUCCGGCAAGCCAUCACUUCAGACCUCUUCGACUCGAAUGCCUGGCAGUGUCAUUCCGCCUCCCUUGGUCCGAGGCGGGCAGCAGGCAUCCUCGAAGCUGGGGCCGCAGGCGAGCUCGCAGGUCGUCAUGCCCCCGCUCGUCAGGGGGGCCCAGCAAAUCCACAACAUCAGACAACAUUCCAGCACGGGGCCACCGCCGCUCCUCCUGGCUCCCCGGGCAUCUGUGCCCAGUGUGCAAAUCCAAGGGCAGAGGAUCAUCCAGCAGGGCCUUAUCCGGGUCGCCAACGUCCCCAACACAAGUCUGCUCGUCAAUAUCCCACAGCCCUCCCCAGCCUCGCUGAAAGGGACGACAGCCACCUCUGCUCAGGCCAACUCCACCCCCACCAGCGUGUCCUCUGUGGUCACGUCUGCUGAUUCUCCAGCCAGCCGACAGGCAGCUGCCAAGCUCGCGCUGCGCAAACAGCUGGAGAAGACGCUGCUAGAAAUCCCCCCGCCCAAGCCCCCCGCCCCAGAGAUGAACUUCCUGCCCAGUGCUGCCAACAACGAAUUCAUCUACCUGGUUGGCCUGGAGGAGGUGGUACAGAACUUGCUGGAGACGCAAGCGGGCAGGAUGUCGGCGGCUGUCGUGCUGUCCCGUGAGCCCUACAUGUGUGCACAGUGCAAGACGGACUUCACGUGCCGCUGGCGGGAGGAGAAGGGCGGUGCCAUCAUGUGUGAGAACUGCAUGGCGUCCAACCAAAAGAAGGCACUCAAAGUGGAGCACACGAGCCGGCUGAAGGCUGCCUUCGUGAAGGCUCUGCAGCAGGAGCAAGAGAUCGAGCAGCGCCUCCUGCAGCAGGGCACGGCUCCUGUGCAGGCCAAGGCCGAGCCCACCAGCGCCACGCACCCUGCACUGAAGCAGGUCAUAAAACCGCGGCGUAAGUUGGCGUUCCGCUCAGGAGAGGCCCGCGACUGGAGUAACGGGGCCGUGCUACAGGCCUCCAGCCAGCUGUCCCGGGGCUCGGCCGCAACACCCCGAGGUGUCCUGCACACGUUCAGCCAGUCCCCCAAACUGCAGAAUGCAGCCUCAGCCACAGCCCUCGUCAGCAGGACCGGCAGACAUUCCGAGAGAGCCGUGAGCGCCGGCAAGGGCAAUGCCACCUCCAACUGGAAGAAGGCACCCCUGAGUACAGGCGGGGCCCUUGCGUUUGUCAGCCCCAGCUUGGCGGUGCACAAGACCUCCUCGGCCGUGGACCGCCAGCGGGAGUACCUCCUGGACAUGAUCCCGCCACGCUCCAUCCCCCAGUCGGCCACGUGGAAAUAGUGUGAGCCAGGCCCAGUGGAGAAUAGGCUCCCUCCUCCCUCCCACCUGGCCCUCCACCCUCCACUCGGGAAGACACCCUGCUCCCCGAGAGAGCGAGCAAGCGUCGGCCACACUGCGGAAGCAAGAGCUCCAUUCUUGGCUGCAGAGUCUCAUCGCUGCAAAGUCUCGUCGCAGCUGGGAGGCCGAUUCACAGGUGGACGAGGAGUAUCACUGGGGGACCUUUCCCAUGGGCUUUCCUCCUUUCCUUGCCUUUAGUUUGCCCAACACCAGCAGAAAAGCGGACUUCGGGAGUUGGAUCUGCUCCCACCCUCUCCUUCAGCUUCCACAAGGUGCGCAGGCAGCCUGGAUACUGUGACACACUCGGGCAAGACCGGCGCCCAGGGCUUCUGAAGUCGAGCGGAGCGUUCUGUUUUGUUUUUGCUUUUUCCCGUCUUAGCCUCCCAAUCUUUGACUGCCUACCUUCACGGCAAUCUCUAGGUUGACAGAUUUUUUUUUUUUUUUAAAUCACCUCACGAUGAUGGAGUUUAAAGUAAACCGUGCAGACCCAGAGGGUCCUGCCAAGCACAGCCCCCAUGCUCCGGAGGGUGGGCUGCUGACCAACCGACCAGCCCUCGCCCGCUCCAGCAGAAGGCUUGUGCUGCUGCUUUUCCCGGAGACCCCGGUCCUCCCACACUUAGCAGAAGAACAAACUGCAACUCAGACCCAGCCAGAGCACCCAGGAUCCUGGAAGCCACACCGCUGCCUACGGAGGAGGAGGGAGGAGAGAACCAGCAGCAGUGCCCGAGCCUGAGCGAAGGUGGAGGGGCAGGCUGUGGUGGUUUUUUUGUUGUUGUGGUUUAUUUUAUUAAAUUUUUUCCUUUUCUUUUCCUA
This is a messenger RNA of Rhinolophus ferrumequinum (greater horseshoe bat), 2795 nucleotides long. RefSeq names its product GATA zinc finger domain containing 2A (gene GATAD2A). The transcript is spliced from 12 exons. NCBI's taxonomy places the organism in Eukaryota, Metazoa, Chordata, Mammalia, Chiroptera, Rhinolophidae. The record is from RefSeq and is a predicted model, not a curated record. Bases 27 to 1925 code for a protein of 632 amino acids. Gene Ontology annotation, molecular function: sequence-specific DNA binding. Gene Ontology annotation, cellular component: NuRD complex. Gene Ontology annotation, biological process: negative regulation of transcription by RNA polymerase II.